Cryptomeria japonica (Japanese cedar) is the source of this 3582-nucleotide messenger RNA. Its product is annotated as disease resistance protein Roq1. Gene Ontology annotation, biological process: signal transduction; defense response. Gene Ontology annotation, molecular function: ADP binding. Bases 283 to 3477 code for a protein of 1064 amino acids. The record is from RefSeq and is a predicted model, not a curated record. Lineage: Eukaryota; Viridiplantae; Streptophyta; Pinopsida; Cupressales; Cupressaceae. The transcript has 5 exons.
UCUUCUCUCUUAUGAUGUUUAUUGCAUUCUCAGGAUGUUUUGACGAAACUGAACCUAUCUUAUUCUUCGUGUAAUCCGGAGACUGAAUAAUUUUUAGGCAUUUUCUUCGCUGUUUUAUCCGUAGUUUCGAGGAAAAGAUUAAACUCGCCUGCAGUAUGAUCUAUAUAGCUCAGUUUCCCCUUCUUUUUCCGCAAAGGCUCCUAUUUCAUUAGGCAUACCGUAAUCAAACCCUACGCGCUCUGCUCCUCUUUCUAUUUUUUAAAAUGGGUUGUUAGGGUUUUAAUGGCGUCUUCAUCAUCAUCUCACCAACAAAAUCAGAUGUCAAACGCUUUCUCUGGAAUAGAACCUCCUGGGGACAGAAGGGAGGUUUCUGAAUCUUCGAGUUUGUUUGAUGUAUUCAUCAAUCACAGAGGCCCCGAUGUCAAACAAACUUUGGCAACUGAGCUUUACAACUCUCUUGGGCAAAUUGGAAUACGUGCUUUUCUUGAUUCUGAAGAGAAGGAAUUUGGAAAUUAUUUUCCUUCUACUAUUGAGACUGCCAUCGGCUAUGCUAAGGUACACAUAGCCAUCUUUUCCAAAAGAUAUGCAGAGUCAGCGUGGUGUUUGGCUGAGCUGGUUCUCAUGCUUCAAAGUGAGGCCAAAAUUAUUCCCGUGUUUUAUAAAGUAGAGCCAAGGGAACUCCGCCAUAUUGAAACUGGAGCAUACGCUGAUGCAUUCCGUAAAUAUGAAGAGCAGGGCAGGUACUUGGAGAAGCUUAGAGAGUGGAAGGAAGCCCUUAGUCAGGUUUCAUUUAUUGCUGGGAUUGAAUUUGACAGUGACUGCAAACCCGUAGUAGCAGCAGUAGAAAAGGAAGUGCAAAGGAAAGGAUGUUUACUUGUUGCAAAAUAUCCAGUAGGGCUUAACAAUCUUGUGGAGGAUUUUGAAAGGCAAUGUCUUGAUGAACUCGUACAAGAUUUUGAAAAGCAGUGCGGUCUGGAAGAAAAGAAAAAUAGGCCUAACGUUGUAGCCAUUUUUGGUAUGGGUGGAAUUGGGAAGACAACUCUUGCCAAAGAGUUGUUUAAUAGAAAACGUUCAGAUUACUCUAGAGCAAGCUUUCUGUUUGAUGUGCGAGAAGCAUCUGCAAGAAAGGAACUGCCUCAUUUGCAAAGUCAGCUUGUCAAAGAUCUUUUCCACAGAAAACAAAGUUUUAGAAGUAUAGAGGAAGGAACAAGCUAUCUCAAUGAUCAUCUACGGAGAAGCCCUUUAAACUUCCUAAUAGUUGUAGAUGACAUCGAUCACGUGGAGCAGUUAGAUGCUCUAUUGAUCAUGGAUAUCUUAAAUAAAUCAGGCAAUAGUCUGGUUAUUGUCACAACCCGUGACGUUGGAGUCGUGAUAUCUGCAGGUAUUACCGUUGGUUACCCUUUAAAAGGAAUGGCCAGAAACCACGGGAGGCAACUCUUCUGCUGGCAUGCGUUUGACCAUCCCCUUCCAAGUGCUGGGUACGAGGCGUUGGUUGAUCAAUUCGUAGACGUGUGUGGAGGGUUACCUCUUUUUCUUCUGGUUCUGGGCCGGCUCGUUCAUGGUAGAGAUCACAGGUUUUGGGAGUUGAAAUUGAAUAAAGCUAGAGAGACGCUGCCACGAGAUGUAAAACAAAGAUUGAGAAUAAGUUUUGACGCAUUAGAGGAUGAGGAGAAACAAGUUUUCAUGGAUAUUGCUUGUUUCUUUUUGGGCAAACCGAAGUGUAUGGCUGAAAGAAUAUGCGAGAUAUCAGGAUGGGAUGCUCAAAAUGCACUGCAUACACUAAAAGAUAAAUGUCUUUUAGAAGAAGAAGAAGAAAAAACUUCGUAUGUGAAUAGCGAAGUGGAAAUUGUAUUGAGAAUGCAUGACCACUUGAGGGACUUGGGAAGAGAAAUGGCACUGGAGUUCAGUCCUCCUCACCGCCUGUGGCGCCCUCAAGAUCUGGAAUCUUUGUAUAUGCAGGAAUGGACGGGUUUGGAAAUUAUCCUCAGCAAAACCAAAAUUAGGUGUCUCUAUCGGAUGUCUUUCGGUUCCAGUCACGCUACACUCUUUUUAGGCCAAUCAGAUAGUUGUGUUGACACGUCAGCUUCCUUACUAUGGCUCGAGGUCAAGGGGGACGGUUAUGUGCACCCAGAAAUCACAGAACAAUCAAAGAUCCUUUCAUAUGUUCCUCUUCAAAAUUUGCAGUACUUGAAAAUCUCCGGUGGACUAUUCAAAACAUUGUGGGAGAAUCGCAGACAGCUUUCGCAUCAAACGGAAGGGCAAGUGAAGGGUAACGAGGAAUGUGAGAAGCAACGAUGGAAAGAGAAACGGAAACGGCUGCUCAUUGGGACUGUGGGCCCGGCAACUCUAACUCAGCGCUUAAAGUGUGUCAGGUUAAAAAAUAAUAGAAGUAAAGCUACUACUAAAACUGAAGUUUCAAAUCUUUUCAUGCAGAUUUCCCCUUAUCCGGGAGUAUCGGGAAGUGCUGAUCCUCUCAAGCUUAGAGAGCUCAUUAUUCACUCUUGUAAAAAGCUACAAAAUAUUAUGCUGCCACCAAUGCUCGUCAGCCUAUCUAUUUCGGAUUGUGCUGAGCUUGAGGAGUUGCCAAGUCUCUCCAGACUGAGCUGCGUGGAGAAGAUUGAGAUUCGCUGUUGUAAAAAGCUACAAAAUAUUAUGCUGCCACCAAUGCUCGUCAGUCUAUCUAUACACUCUAGCAGAAAUUUGCAAAGAGUAGUAGGGUCCGGUGAUCUUACCAAAUUUACAGAACUGAUUGUUACAGAGUGUCCUGAGCUUGAGGAGUUGCCAGUUCUUUCCGGAGUGAGGUGCAUGGAGAAGAUUGAGAUUGAGUCUUGUAACAAGCUACACUACAUUCCGCUGCCACAAACACUCAUCAGUCUGUCUGUACGCGAGUGCGGAAAUUUGCGAAGGGUAGUAGGAUACAGCGAUCUUACCAAACUGAAGAGCUGCAUAAAGAAGAUUGAUAUCGCCUAUUGUGGAAAGCUGAAGAAAAUAUCAGGCAUUGAAGAGUUGUGCUCAUUAGAAAUGAUGCGACUUAGCUAUUGCAACAAUGCACUAAUACGAAACUGCAUUCAUCAUUUGAAGAGUGUUCCAACAGUGGGAAUGUUUAUGAUUGGAGAAGCAGUGAAUGGAGCGGAGUCAAGUUUAAACGAAGAUCUGUUUUGCGACGCUAAUAUUGAAAUUGGUACUCCCCAAACUUCUCCAGCUGUUAUUGGAUGCUAUGUGGUUGAGGAUCACAGCUCGCCCUUGACAUCUGAUAUACAAGAAUCAUUCCCACCCUCAGUUUUGGCCUGGUUCACUUUGCAUCCAGGAGAAUGGAUUAUUACAAUGGUAGCGAAUGAUGAGCGGAUUUACGAUCUUUAUUAUAGGAUUGUGGAAGAUUUUUUAAGUAGGAAAGGAAUAAUAAAGAAAGGGUUUCGGUUAGAGGUGAAGAAAAGUCUCGGUGUAUUGAGUACAAUUAUUGAUAGGUUAUAUCAAUAAGGGAUUUUGGGUAGAUAUGAAGAAAGGUGAGAUGUGUUUAUCGUUGAUCUUUUAUAAACUUGUGUAUAUAAUUGUUUUCUUAUAAAAGAGAAUAUUGUUUAUUUA